This is a messenger RNA of Bombina bombina (fire-bellied toad), 9861 nucleotides long. Its product is annotated as myomegalin. The transcript has 46 exons. The record is from RefSeq and is a predicted model, not a curated record. Gene Ontology annotation, cellular component: microtubule organizing center. The coding region runs from base 230 to 7381 and encodes 2383 amino acids. Lineage: Eukaryota; Metazoa; Chordata; Amphibia; Anura; Bombinatoridae.
GUCUUCUUACACUCCAGUCAUAUUGACUCCAGAAGAGUGUAGCAAAAUUUCAGCUCCCAGUGGGCUGAAACCCUUCCAUAAUGAUAUCAUAGCCAUAUCUUUACCUUUUUUAUAGUGUGCUUUUAUAGAUUAGUUUUAGUUUUGAUUUAGUUGUUUGUUUUUUGUAUAUUAUGUUGCUGUGCUGAAAAAUGAGGGGGUGAAGGUGCCCCUAUGGACCACAUAACAUAUCAUGUCUAACGGAUACCGAACUUUGUCACAGCACCUUAAUGACCUGAAGAAGGAAAACUUCAGUCUGAAGCUGCGGAUCUACUUCCUGGAGGAACGAAUCCAGCAGAAGUAUGAGGACAGCAGCGAAGAUGUCUACAGAAGAAAUAUAGAACUUAGAGUGGAAGUGGAAAGCCUGAAACGAGAACUUCAGGAGAAGCAGCAAUUUUUGGAGAAAACCUGGGCUGCUACUGAAAACUUUACUAGUUACAAUGAAGCAGAGCUGCGCCGCCAGUAUGAGCAAAAGCAGGAAGAAACUGAGCAAGUUCAGGAACUUUUGGAGAACAAGAUACAGCUCCUGCAAGAGGAAGCCAGACUUGCCAAGAAUGAAGCUGAUCGAAUGGCAGCAUUACUGGAAGUGGAAAAGGAAAAUAGUCAGGAGUUAAGGAAGACAAUCAAGGAAUUCAACUCUCAGAUGACAGAGGCCAGACUCCUUCAGAAAAAUUACUGCACCACAUUGGAUGAAAAAGACAGGAUGUUACAACAUCUGACACAAGUACUGGAUAGCAAAGACUCCCUUAUAAACCAACUAACAGAGGAGAAGCAGGGUCUGCUCAUGAAUUGUCAUGCCAAAAGUCUUGAGCAAGAAAUUCAGAAUCUGAAAUCUUCCUUACAACACAGGGACAAUGAAGUGAAGAAACUUCAAGAGGAGAAACAUAGGACUCAGCAAGAUAUGCAGAAUCUUAUUGAUAAGCACUGUCAGGAAGUAAACCAGUUUGGUGCUUUAACUGGGCCUUACAACGAAAUGAAACCAACAGAUACCCAACUGCAAAUACAGCAAAAAAGACUGCAAGAGAGUGAGGCCAACAAUAAGAUGCUAAUGGACAGUCUGCAUCAGAUGAGAGCAGAGUUGAACUCUGCGCAAGAAGCAGCUCGCAGCCAAAAUCGCAUUAUCGAGAGCCUGAAGGAAACUCUGCAGAGCAGAGAAAACGAGGUUGCAGAACUGUAUGAUGUAAUCAAGAAUCUAAAUGAAACUGUCUCCAGGCUUCAGGACACAAUACAGAAACAACAGCUUGAGAAUUUACAGGGUUCUCAGGUUACACCAUCCCAGCUGCAGUUGCUGGAUCUGCAGAAUAGCCUCUUCUGUACCCAGAUGGAGCUGCAGAAGCAACAGAGGGCCCUCCGGCAGAAGGAGCGACAGCUGACAGAUGCCAACAGGUCCCAGCGCUUGCUAGAGGCAGAACUUCUUGAGGGCCAGCAGCAGAAGGAGACCACAUGGAAGCACAAUCAGGAGCUGCACGGAGCACUGCACAAGCUCCAGGCAGAGCUUCAGGAAAAGAGCCAGCACCUUCAGAGUCUUGAAGAGGAACGAUGUACAAGGCUCCAUGCUCAAGAUCACAGCAUCCAGCUCCUGAACCAAUCUCUGUCUCAGAAAGAGCAGCUUCUACAGGAGUACAUGGAUCUUUUAGAAUCCCAGCAGAGCUUGACAAAAGGCCCUGGAGGCAGUGAUCAUAUGCUGGAGAAGCUGCGCCAGAGAAUCAAGGACAGAGAUGCUGCCUUAGAGCGUGCAAUUGAUGAUAAAUUCUGCGCUCUGGAAGCCAAGGAGCAGGAGGUGCAGCAGCUUAAGCAGACUGUACGCGAGAAGGAACGUGACUUGGAGAGAAUGCGCAGUGUCCUGUCUGGGAACGAGGAGACUAUUAACAGCCUAGACAGCCUUAUGAAAGCAAAAGACCUGGAACUGGAACAGAUUACAGCUGCUUACAAAAACCUACAGUGGUUAAAGCAAGAGACAGAGGAGAAGUAUAGCCGCUCGCUAAGGGAGAGGGAGACCAUUGUACAGCAGCUGCAAAGUGCUCUGCAGGAGAGAAACACUGAGACUGAGGAGAUGCGAUCAUGUUUAGUGAGAAGACCGGGCAUGGGCAGCAGUGAGCUGUUGGAAGAACUUAAUGUCUGCCUGCAGCGCAAAGAGAAGAUGCUACGAGAGGCUCUUUGUGACAGGAGCAAUCAGGCCGAAGAACACACUAGAGAGAUUCAGGAGCUCCUUACUACGAUUGCAUCAGAAAAGAUGGAUCAAGCCUUAGUUUGUAGAAACUGUGCAGCAAGAGGCCAACAAAACCAUGAGAUGGCGCAGUCUGCUAAUAUUACUCACUUACAAGCCAUUCUGAAAGAAAAGGAGCAGAUCAUUCAGGAGUUGACUCAAAAGCUGUCAAAUGCUGGUUAUCCUAUGUCAGUGUGCACGAAGCCUGAAGAAACUAGCGCUUCCUCUCAAGAUACUAUUAAAGCAGAAGAUUUGGAAAAUGAUCUAGCCAAAGCCAAAGAUGAACUCCAGCUUGUUUUAAGAAAAGAAAGAGAAAACAAGCUUGAAGUGUCAGCUCUGCAGUCCAUCAUUAUGAAACAAAACAUGCAACUACAGGAGCAGGCUGCAGACAUGGAGGCCUUGAGCAGGAACAUUCAGAUAAAAGAAGAUCUUAUAAAGGAUCUGCAGAUGCAGUUAGUUGACCCAGAGGAAGUACCAACUGUAGAACGCCUGACCCAGGAAGUCUUCACUCUCAAAGAGAAAGUGGCUUGUAUGGGGAUGCUAAGCCAAGAUCGUGGUGAAGACUGUGCCCAGAAGCUUUCCAAGCAUCUUGAAGAACUUGUUGCUGAUAGAACCAGGCUCAGUGAAGCUCUGCAGAUUGAGAAGCAGCUGUACAGUAGCCUUGUGCAGUUUCACACGGACCCUGACCGCUUUAAGAACAGCUCAGCAUUGCAGGCGGAGCUUCUAGCCGUACAGAAACUGAGGGUGCAAUUGGAAGAUACCAUUGAAAAGGCAACGCAGCGGUUGGCCCAGCAGGAGACCAAGAACAUGGCACCAGCCAUCAGUUUUGGAGGUCUGAGUGAUGAAGAUGAUGAGGAUGAUUCCUGCUCUCACUUUACUGACAGUAUUGAAGAUGAAGCAGAUAUUCCCACUAUCAAAUGCAAAGCAACCUCUCAGGAAAUUACUUUGGGAUUAGCUGAGAAUGCUGAGGACACCGAAAAGUACCUACAAAACGAGCUUCUCACUGUAAAGGGUGAGCUCCACAAAGUGAUUAUAGAGAAGACAAAAUUAGAAAAGCAGCUCGAUGUUCUGAGGAACGAAAUGAAAGAAGCUGAUAUAUUCAGUAAUGUGCAAAACAAUUUGGGCCUGGAAAAGAAUGAUCUGAAAGUAGAGAUGGAAAAUGCAAAGUUAAGAAAAUGUUAUGAUGAGAAGACAGAGGAGACAGGGGAUGGUGGAUCUGUUGAGGAGGGUUUAAGGCUGAAGAUUAAAAAGCUUCAAGGGAAGAUGAAUGAGGCCGAGACUGUGAUCAAACACCUGAAGGUACAGUUGGCACUGAAUUCCAGAGAUGGGGAAGUAUCAUUUAACCCAGACCUGAUCGUUAACAUGGCCAAGGAAAUAGAGCGCCUGAAGAUGGAGGCAUCUUCAACUGCAUUUAAAAGAUCUGCAUUGGGAGGGCAAGAAAGAGAACAAAUGUCAAAGAGACGAUGUAACAGGUCAUGGCCAAUGGAUGUAGAAGAGGAUAAACCUAGUUCUAAACAUGAACUACCUACUGAAAUAACGUCUGGUACCGUGAUGUGCGCCACAGCCUUUCAGCAUUCAGAGGACAUUUUAGAAGAGCAAACACAGCAACUGCGCUCAGAGCUGGAACACAGCAUGCGCCAAAAUUGUGAGCUGAAGGAUAAGUUAAUUGUCUCAGAAGCCACUGUUCAUGCCCAGACUGAUCAAUUGGAGCAAUACAGAGUCCUGCUCAAGGAACCACUUGUCGAACAGUAUAGUAAACAGGUGCAGGUGGACCUUCAGGAUCUAGGAUAUGAGACAUGUGGGAGGAGUGAAAAUGAAGUAGACAGAGAAGAAACCACAAGCCCAGAGUAUGAUGAACACGAGGAUAUGUUUAGUGAAACCAGCCUCGUGGAUGACUUGUCCUCUACAUAUAAAGCUUGGACACCCUUAACAACAAGUUCACCUCUAAAAAACAAGGGAUGUUUGCAGAAUGACUGGACUGUGGAUUGGGAGAAAUCAGAAGAUGUAACUGUUCUCCAGCAGCACAUUAAGGACCUCAAGGUGCAGCUGCAGAGAUCACAAAAGGUUAUCAAAAGCCUACAAAACAGAACACGUUCAUUCUCUGCUUCCAGUGAGUGCACUUCUAGCCACCAUCGCCUUAAGCACAGCGUCUCCUUCCAUGGCUCUACAUCACACAGCAUCACCGAUGAAGAUGAAGGCUGGCAGUCAGACACCGUUGGGGCUCCCUCCACCAAAAGCUUAGAACAGCUUGUCCAAAGAGUGUCCAUGCUGGAAGCUCAGCUCCACAAGUCCCGAAGGGAUGGAGGAACUCAGGACCACAUGAGAUCCUCUACUUGGCCUGGCAAGUAUGACUCUCUUAUUCAAGCUCAAGCCCGGGAAUUGUCCCUUUUGCGUCAGAAGUUGCGUGAAGGGCGCAGUGUGGGUCACAUCCUUACACAACAUCUGGGGGACACCAUCAAAUCUUUUGAAGAGCUUCUCCGUGCAAAUGAUAUUGACUAUUACAUGGGGCAGGGCUUCCGGGAACAACUGUCUCAAGGAAGCCAAAUGGCGGAAAGGCUGAAUAGCAAACUGGACAGCAAGGAGCGUCUUGAUGCGGAUGAUAAAUCAAGACAUGAAAUACUGGCAAUCAGAUUAAGUAAAGAGCUGCAACAGAAAGACAAAAUAAUAGAGUCGCUACAGUCAAAGCUGGAUGAUCGAUCUGUGACUCCAGCUAGCAGCCAUGCCAUCUCAGAGUCAGAUCAGUCAGACAGGACGUCCUUUGUGUCAGAUGACCAGCUUUCCACCAAUGAGGAUUUAGAAGGCUGUUCAGAGGUGGCCACAGCCAGUGAUUAUACACAGUAUGAUCAAAGAAGCAUCCAAGACCCAGAUAUUCAUAACAAUAAAGGUAUUCCCCUCCCAUCAAAACCAUCGCUUACAACUUUUCAUGAAGGUCAGCCACAGACCAAGCAUCAUAUCAGCGCAUCACAGGUUCAUUCUGCGGACAAUGUUCAGCCUGCACAAGGUUUCAAUUUUAACCACCCACCCAACUCAGCCAAUGCUGUACCUGCUGCUGCCCUCCAAGUCAAUCCACAUUUUGUACCUUUUGGUACCCAUCCUUCCAUCCAUGGUCCACCUGUAUUUAAUCUGGCUGAAGUCCACCAGGAGCUCCACAUGUUGCAGAAGCAAUUGGCAGAAAGUAUGCCUCUGACUACUCCUGCAGUAAAACCAGCACAAGCCUCCAGCACUUUCUUUGAUACAACCAGCUCUUCUGUCUUCCCACCUUAUUUUCCACACAACUUGCACAACUCUUCCAAGACGUCGGCUCAACAGAGCUGCGCCAACUUCAGGACAGCAGAGCCAGGCUUCUCUAGCAACAGUGCAACCUGGGAUAUGUCACAUCUAGCGAGACCAUCUAAUGUCAAUAUUUACGGUGACACAUCUUCGGGAUCUUCAGGAUAUCAGUCUGGUAGUAAGCUCACAGGCUCUGAUCUGCUUGAGGAGCAUCUUGCUGAAAUCCGUAACCUUCGUCAGCGCCUUGAGGAAUCUAUCCGCACUAAUGAUCGCUUGAGGGAACAGCUGGAAGAGAAACUCACAUCUGCAGCAAGAGGAAAUGGAUCCCCCACUAAUAUUUAUAUCCAAGGUCUGGAGUCACUGCCUCAACUAUCAAACGAGAACAGAGCACUCAGGGAAGAGAACCUCAGCUUGCAAGUGCGAAUAAGUCAGAUCACCAGAGACUAUUUUACUGAGCUGGAGAAGCUGCAAGAGCUGCUAAACUCUUCACGAUCCCAGCUCAAGGAGGUACAGUUAGAUCUUGACGAGAAAAAGAAGGAAUACCAAGAACUACAAGGGAAACUGGAGGGGAAGCAACACGAGGUUCUUCAGCUUCAAAAGGAACGCCAAUCAAACCAGGAGAAAUGCAACAGAUGGCAACACCAGGCUACUUUACUCGAACAACAGUUAAAUGAAAAUAUGCAACUUGUUCAAAACUUACAAUCUGAGCUACAGGUUUAUGAGCGGCUCUUUGGUUCUUCCAAAAUGAUGCUAUCAGCUCUCAGUGGUGAGACAUAUCACAACAUCCCACCCAGCCGUGACUUGAACGACCUCCUCACAGAAGUCCGUAGUUUAAGGACCCAGAUGGAGCACAGCAUACAAGUUAACAACUCCAUACGGAACCACUUAGAGAAGCAGCUGGAGGGAAAUGUCAGAACGCCCGAAAUGCAACCAUCAUCCCUCAACAUUUUCACUUCCUGUGAGAAAGGCGCAAAGAUGCAGUUUUUUAAAGAUCCGAUCCCGUCUCCUCCUGUGCGAGAUGUUGGCAUGCACUCCCCGUCCUGCUUCUUCCCCACAGCCUCCAACCUUAGCGCUUCCUUCACUGCUACAGUCCCAGGCUUCCUUCACAAGUCUCCAGAGUCAAGUUGUUGUCAAGCGUCUGCAGAGAAUAGUUCACAAGAGCUGGAAGGUGAUGCCCCCGAUGGGUCUUUUGCCAACAAGAACGGACGCCAUGUUAUUGGCCAUAUUGAUGACUACGGUGCUUUAAGACAGCAGAUAUUGGAAGGGAAGAUGUUAAUCCACAAACUGGAGUCACUUAUGCAGUCAUCUCUCAAUAUACCUUUUCUGGAGUUCCAUGGAACCAAGGCCCUGGAUUAUGGGAACAUCAAGAAACUAUUCUCUACCACAAGUACUGUGCACAAGAUCCUGGAUGAAUCCAGCGCUCUGCUAGACAUGUUCUGGAGAGCUGCCUUGCCCAACACACAAAGUGUCGCUCAACAAAAGAGAGAGGAGCAGGAAAUGAAAGAUGAGAUUUGCCAGCUAAGAAAUAAGGUGAAAGAACAGGAGAACGUAUUGCAGGAAGCUGUGGAGCGCAUGAAAACCGCAAACCGAGCAAAGGAAAGCAUGGAGAAUUUCAUCGUGAGCCAACUUACUAGAACUCAGGAUGUACUGAAGAAAGCAAGAUCAAACCUAGAGUUUGUUCAGAAGAACAGUGAGAAGGGUCCUUCUGUAAAGCCUCACUGUCCCACCAGUAAAGGUCAGAUGCAGCAGCGAACUACAAAACACUAUCCUGUCUCAGAAGAACCACCUAGAAAGAAAAGUCUGCUGAAAUCCAUUAGGAGGCAGGAGAAUUGGACAUGCAAUGGACUCAUUGAAGCUUCCCUGUAUUAAAACAUCCAUGACAAUGUGGAAGUUGAGAAAAAAUGGAAAGUAACUCCCAGGUGUUGAUUAUAAAACAAAACACUUCUGUUAAGGGGAAAUUGGUUCUAAUGUAAUUAGAAUAUAUUCAAACAUUGGUUCCUCUAGCUCCAUACUAAAUAUUUAGUAAAUUAAGGCUAAUCACUUGUAAGAGCUUAAUUUUAGUACAAAGAAAAACUAGUACCCAGCCUUUCACAGGCAAAUUAUCUGCACAGAAAGAAUAUACAAUGUACCAUAAAAAAUUCUCUCAGUAAUGGAGGUUAAAGGUGCAUAGUUCAUGGUAUACUUAAAUAUACUGUGUCAUCUCUCUGGCAAAUACAAUAAUUUUGUCACUAAGAUGUAUUUUUCAUCUUCAAGUAAAGGGCUCUGUAUUUGUAGGGAAUUAUUAGGCUCAACUUUGGACAAAGAUGCAGUUAAAAUAAUAAAUGGGUACUGGAAUCCAUUUAGCAUGGACUAGAAGAAGUAUUUUGUUUCCUUAUUCAACCGCCAGUCAGUUUUUCCAUUUAAUAAAUUAACUGAAGUGUGUUUUUCUUUUAUUUUGCUGUGAAUUCAUUUCAUAGUUUUGUUUAGAAAGAGUGGAAGUUAACGUAAUAUUUUGUUUGCAAUACUUUUGGAGUUAGUUCUCCUAUGCAUUCAGUAAAUGACCUAAGAUAAAGCAUAACCAUAACGAUGAGUAAGUGGAAAGAUAAUCUAUCUAUAACUCAAGUAAAAAUAAGAUAUUGUAUGCCAUACACUGGGCCAGUAUUUACCUGCCAAUAUAGUGUUGUGGUGUAUCCAUGUUCUUCUACAGAUACAAAAAGACUCACAUUGGAUUCUACCCAAUUUUUCAAUCUUAACACCUCUAUCCAUACGUGCUUCUAGAAAUAAACAAUGCUAUUAUAAUAUUAAACUGCUGAAGAUUGAUUCACUGUCUCAGUCUGGAAAGGUUGAGGGCCAUGUAAAAUGUAUUGGAGGAUUUGCUCAAAAAGUAAGUUACCUUCUUCAUUCGGAAACCAUUGACAAUCUUUUUCUUAAAUAAUCUUCUCUCAGUGUUUUGUUGUAGUUAGAUCUGAAUUAUUACUUAUACAAUGCCUCAUAUUCAUAGGGUGUUAAGUAAGAUUGUAAAAGAUUGUCUUUCCAUUUACAAAACUCCAUAUGCCAACAACUCAUAAGGCCUGGAAAAUGGUUUCUUUUAGAUCUAUGAAUAAUAAAAGAUAGGAAUUAUUCUCUCAACAAAAUCUCUUAAUUAUGCAGUACUAUCGAAGGCUUCUACGACAAUGCCUUAUGCACAAGUUUCACCAGCACAACAUUAUGAUUGGUGGAAUUGGACAUAACAAAUGUUUCAAACAUAUAAACUUGAUUCAGCACCUACAAAACAUAAUGUUUCAAACAUUAUUGUCCACGGUGACCUUGAAUGUUUUUAUGGAACCCAGAAGCCUGAUUUAUUGACACACAGCAUACUGAACAAUCUGAGUCAAAUGCAUUUCUUGUUGAAUUUUGUAGUGGAAUGUCUACAAAAUCUAUGGAAAUUAGUAUAUAAAAAAUCCAGAUGUUAGUUUGUCAGUAGUGUUUAUUUAUUAUUGUUAAUAGCAAGGAUGGUGGAUAGACAACUAUAUAUACACUAGACUACAAAAUUAAUUUAACUGCUUCCAAGUCUCUAAAAGAUUCUUCAAAUUGUGUAAAUCAAUAUAAAGAUACAAUGCAAACACAGCAUCAUCUAUAUAUAUAUAAAAUUAUAAACCAGUGUAAGUAUUUCUAUUCUGGCAUGAAUAUACCCACUUCCAUUUUCAAGCAUAUACAGCAACAAGGGUAUAUAUCCAUGACAGAUCUGGAAUCUAACAACUGGUAUAUUUGAUGCUGUAAAGUUGCUUCCUAUAAACAGCUAUAUAAGCUGUAUUUGUAAAUAUAAGUUUACCAUUUGGUGUUUGUGUUGAGUUCCUACUCACUUAAAAGCUUUAAAAAUAACUGCUCUUAUGAUUUUUAAUUGAUCAUUACUGAGUGCCAUAUUUUAUUUUAAGAUUUCACUUUAUUUUUUAAAUUAUAACAAUUAGAAUGUAAUUUUUUUUCAUUAUGGUUACCCUUUUUUUUCUACAAAGACCAGAAAUUACUUAUGGGAAUAAGAAAAUCAUGACAUUAUAAAUAUAUUUAAAUUAACUUUAAAGAUGGAUACAUUUAUGUAAUUAAUGAGGUUGUGUAAACUUACGACUGUCACCCCUAUUAUAAAAAGUAUUAAUAUAUGAUACAAAAUGUAUUUAUAUGUAUAUAUUUCUGUAUAUAUUGCAUAUGUGUGCAGUGUAUAGGCAUUCUGCCUUUUGGUUUUCUUUGUAAGCAGUGAAUAAAUUGUACGUUUAUUGCCUCCCAUGAAUAAUAUGGGAAGAUUAAAAAAUCUGGGGGGAAAAAAGUAAAAGGCGCAUCCUUUUAGUACAGAGUUCCCUAUUAAAAAUAAGGAAAAUAAACAAAUACAGUGUUUGAUA